AUGUCUGUACAAUUAUCAUUGUGAUGAUAAUCUAGGGAAUUUGUUGCCAUUCGUAGGGACUGACGGCUGAGUCAGCUGUGACGUGAUCUUGAACACACACUCCAGCUCACUAGUCAAACGUCAGAGUUGCCUCGCGUGACUUUACCGAGCAUUGGGCAUCUCGCGAGAGAAAAGGGGAGAAAAAGAGAGAGGCGUGCGAGGUCGUCUUCUGCUACCUGUCGGAUGAUGCCACACCGUUGAGAGAUGACGUCUCGAGCACGUGCCGUGCUGUCGUGCAGGUGGAGUCUCGUGGUCGGGAUCCUGCUGCUGUGCGACGUGUCGCGAUAUGCGUCGCGCGGCGAGGACGCAGCUAACCUAAGCGGCACCAGCGGAGCCGCCGUCGCGGAGAACGGGACCGCGGCCGCGGUGACGGAGGCACCGCGCGCCGCGGCGAACGUGAGCGCGGCAGCGCCGGAGUUGGCCAGCACCGCGCGACCCGGCAACGACACGAGCCAGGUCGCCGCCGGCCGCAACGCCAGCUCGACCAGCGCGAAACCACCGACGUCCACCCGUUCCGCGAGCACGGCGCGCCCGGACGAUGCCGCGAGCCACGAAACGAGCGAGAGGAGCCCCGGCUCGGCGACGUCGCCGAGCCCCGGCAACGACAAGAGAAACACGACGGACGGCGCUGCCGUGUCGCCGGGUCCGGACGCCGUCAACGCGACCAACGUGACGACGACGACCGUCGCCCCGGCGGAGCCGGUCCUCCCCGACAAGGGCUCCGCCGAGGAGGAGCACAACAGCUCCAUGUCCAUAUUCUUUGUGCUGUGCGUCCUCGCGCUGGGCAUACUGCUGAUCCACCUGAUGCUGCAGACCAAUUUCCAGUACCUGCCCGAGUCGGUGGUGAUCGUGUUCCUGGGCGCGGCGAUCGGCAUGAUCAUAAACCUCAUGUCCCACCAGAACAUAGCCAACUGGAGGAAGGAGGAGGCCUUCUCGCCGACCGCCUUCUUCCUCGUCCUGCUGCCGCCCAUCAUCUUCGAGUCCGGCUACAAUCUGCACAAGGGUAACUUCUUCCAGAACAUCGGCAGCAUCAUGGUGUUCGCCAUCUUCGGGACGGCCAUCUCCGCGUUCGUCAUCGGCGCCGGGAUAUACCUGCUGGGCCUGGCGCAAGUGGCGUACAAGCUCAGCUUCGUCGAGAGCUUCGCGUUCGGCUCGCUGAUAUCGGCGGUGGACCCGGUCGCCACCGUCGCCAUCUUCCACGCCCUGGACGUCGACCCGGUCCUCAACAUGUUGGUCUUCGGGGAGUCGAUUCUCAACGACGCCAUCUCCAUCGUGCUGACCACCUCCGUUCUCGAGUCCAACAACGCGGCGACGACCAGCGAGGCCAUCAUACUCGGCCUCAAUCGCUUCUGCCUCAUGUUCUUCGCGUCGGCGGGCAUCGGCGUGGUGUUCGCUUUGAUAAGCGCGCUCCUGCUCAAGCACGUUGACCUCAGGAAGAAUCCCUCUCUGGAGUUCGGCAUAAUGCUGGUGUUCACGUACGCCCCGUACGUUUUAGCGGAGGGCAUACAACUGUCGGGAAUUAUGGCGAUUCUGUUCAAUGGCAUAGUCAUGUCGCACUACACACAUUUCAACCUGUCGACCGUCACGCAGAUUACGAUGCAGCAGACAAUGCGAACGUUGGCCUUCAUCGCCGAGACCUGUGUCUUCGCGUACUUGGGACUAGCGUUGUUUAGCUUUAGACAUAGGUUCGAGCCGGCGUUAGUCGUCUGGUCCGUGAUCUUGUGCCUGAUUGGAAGAGCCGCCAACAUCUUCCCGUUGGCCCUGCUCGUCAAUCGUUUCCGCGAGCAUCAAAUCACGAGGAAGAUGAUGUUCAUCAUGUGGUUCAGCGGCCUGCGCGGCGCCAUAUCGUACGCGUUGUCGCUUCACUUGGACUUCAGUGAUGAAACACGUCACGUUAUUAUAACGACGACGCUCAUCAUCGUACUAUUCACGACCUUGAUAUUCGGCGGGUCCACGAUGCCUCUGUUGAAAUUCCUGAGGGCCGAGAAGAAGCAGAAGAGCAACAGCAGGAGGAAGAAGAAGGACAAGGAAGUUACCUUGAGCAAAACGAGAGAAUGGGGACAAACUAUAGAUUCCGAGCACUUGUCGGAACUCACGGAGGAGGAGAUGGAAGUGUCCUUCUUGCAAUCGCGCAUUCGUGGUUUCGCAAGGUGGGACCUGAAAUUCUUCAUUCCGUUCUUCACGAGGCGAUUCACGCAGCAGGAGUUGAAGGACUGCAAGUCGCAGAUGACGGAUUUGACGAAUCAAUGGUACCAAGCUAUCAGAAUCAGUCCAAUAGAAUCGGACGACGAGGCGACCACGGCAUCGACCGCACAAUUAAAUCUGAAUGUCACUGGGACAGUUAAGGAGCAACCGCCGCAUGGGAAAGAGAAGAACGGACGUCCUAGACACGGGUCUAUAUUAAGUAUUUAAUUUAUUUUGUGUACGCGUGCGCGUGUGUGUGUGUGUGAUGUCUUUAAGUGUGCUGAACUACGUGCUUUCAAACGAUAUUGCCUAUCAAUGGGUGUGUAUAUAUAUACAUAACUAUUUAUUAACGUUAGUGAAAUCUAUAAUAACAGUACAGAUCUUUUCACAAGAAUAAGAACUUUUUGUUUUACCAAAGCUGCAAACGUUGUCCGCUGAGGAAGAGCUCUUAGAAUUCUCUCUGUUUAAAGGUAGUACAAGGAUUUCUCUUUGACGCUUGUUGCUUGAUACUAACUUGUAUACGUUUUAUUAGAAGCACCAAGUACGUGGAAUGUGGAAUAUAUUUUCAUAUAACUCUCUAAUCGUUUCAUGGCUUGUGAACAACCACAUGGAACGAGAAAAUGGGUAGGAGAGUAAUGCUGGUUGCACAGCGAGUUCUAUACAGCCAUAGUGACAUUUGUCCAAGAUUUAAUUGUCUCUGGUACACCAUGUUUUCUCGUAAUUUAUUUGCCUAAUACACGUAUCUGUACAAUUGUAAACAUUAUUACAUCAUUGCUUAUAUAGUGAACAGCAGUGUAUUGUUCAAUAUGCUUGCUUUAUUCGAAGCAGCUUGGCAACGGUGAUGGGCAGUAAAAUGAUUUCAGCAAGAUCUUAAGAUAUUAACAGAAAUACUAUUGAUUUGCAGAGCUGAGGAGGAUUGGUCUGAUUAAAGUCCAACUUAUUCCCACAAAUGUAUUUUUCCCCUGCGGAUUAUGUUAAUCUCUUAUUCCACAUUACGUAUAAUUCUUUAAUCGCGCGACGCUUGUUGAAUCGAUCAAGAUUAUUUAUACGAUCUGAUACUUUUAUUAAUAUUAGAAGUGUGUAUAAAUAGAAUUUUAUUUAUGGUACUCUUGUUAUGUAUAUUUGUAAUUAUUCUAAAAGUUAAAUUGUACGAAAGUAACACUGUAAUAAUCAGGAAACAACGAAGUCUGUCACAACAAUGUGCACAAUGAUAGUGUAAUAUACAUUUUAUCAUUUAGUAUAAUUUUAUUCAACUGUGCGAUAGCCAUUGUUUUAUAUGUAACAAGUAACAAAUUAUUAGAACGAACUUGCCGACGAUUAAAUUAUUAAGUUGACCGAAAUAACAUGUAAUAGUCUUUCGACUAAGAUGAUCUAUAACAGUCUCGUCGUUAUUUCUCUCACAAAAUUCUAAUACUUGUAAAAAAAUGUUACCUACAUUAUUACAUCUCAGUAUUAAUGAAACUUGAUUAGACAUUUGGUCUCGCUAUGUUUGUACAGCGUUGAAGAUAUUUUGACUUGAACAAACGGAAAAUGUGAAGGGUUGAAGCUUCGAGGAUCCGUUUCCUAGUUAAUAUCCGCGACGGUGUCGUUGCGAAAAGGAAAUAUAUGUAUACCGUCAUGCGAGUAGUUACGAACACGUGUCGUAUCAUAUCAUUCGUGGGAGGUACUGCUGUUAUCUUGCUUCCUUAAGGCCGAGCGUUAACCCAACGCGUAAACUCCGUAGCUAGAAGUCAGCUGGCGCAAAGAUAAGCGAGCACGUUCUAGUCUGCAAUAAGAGUCGAGUGAAUUACAAAUAUUCGACAGGCGACACGAGUUCAGCCUAGCAACUGACGGUGUACAAGCGGAAAGGCGCGUCACGGAACGGAGUCGCGAGGCGAAUUGUUGUUGAAGUAUUCUCUUCGUCCAGUAUCUGAAAUACGCAUACAUAGGAUAAACGUGAACAUAUUGUACAUUAUACUUUGUAUGACCGUAGUCACACAUCCAGGGACAAUAAAGGUGAUAUAAUUUGUGAUAUAUAUAAAUAAACUCACAAAUAAGCGA
Vollenhovia emeryi is the source of this 4263-nucleotide messenger RNA. RefSeq names its product sodium/hydrogen exchanger 8 (gene Nhe1). The coding region runs from base 244 to 2451 and encodes 735 amino acids. The record is from RefSeq and is a predicted model, not a curated record. Gene Ontology annotation, biological process: regulation of pH; sodium ion transport; proton transmembrane transport. Gene Ontology annotation, cellular component: Golgi apparatus; membrane. The transcript has 4 exons. Lineage: Eukaryota; Metazoa; Arthropoda; Insecta; Hymenoptera; Formicidae. Gene Ontology annotation, molecular function: sodium:proton antiporter activity.